UCAUUUCGUCAUUUGAUGACAUCAUCACCGCGCGACAGCCUGGCCAGCUUCUGGAGUUAAGCAAGGCGAUGACAACAAGCUUAAAAGAAGCUUUAAAAACCCACUUCGGGUUCGACAGCUUCAGGUCCAAACUCCAGGAAGAUGUUGUCAAGGCCGUUGUCCGGGGAGACAGGGACGUGUUCGUGUGCAUGCCCACUGGCGCGGGCAAGUCCCUGUGCUACCAGCUGCCGGCAGUACUGGCGCAGGGCAUCACUCUGGUCAUCUCACCUCUGAUCGCUCUCAUCCAGGACCAAGUGGACCAUCUGCAGAACCUGAACAUCCCAGCAUGCUCCAUCAAUUCAAAGCUUGCUGCAGGUGAACGCAGGCUCAUCCUGGCAGACCUGCAGAGUAGCAGCCCCAAACUGAAGCUCCUCUAUAUCACGCCCGAGAUGGUGGCGUCGCCCUCCUUCCAGCCGUGUCUGAACAGCCUGACCUCCCGCGGGUUGUUGUCCUAUCUGGCUGUCGACGAGGCUCACUGUGUCUCUCAGUGGGGUCACGACUUCAGACCGGACUACCUCAAACUGGGCGACCUGCGGACUCACCUGCCCAGGGUCCCCUGCCUGGCGCUGACCGCCACCGCACCAAAGAACGUUCAAGAAGAUAUCCUGAAGUCGCUGAAUCUUAACUCGCCACUGUCCUUCUCCACGCCUGUCUUCCGCAAGAACUUGCACUACGAUGUCAUCUUCAGGGAUCUGCUUCCAAACGCCUAUGUCCACCUGCACGCCUUCAUCCAGAAGUCACUGUCCCUGGGACACGGAGCGGACGGACAGGGUUGCGGCAUUGUUUACUGCCGCACCAGAGAAGGAUGUGAAACGGUGGCCUACCAGCUCACCAGACUGGGGGUCCUGUCCAAGCCCUACCACGCUGGAUUGAAAGCUGGAGAUCGGACUGAAGUCCAGAGCGAGUGGAUGCAGGGCAAAGUCCUAGUUAUUGUGGCCACCAUCAGCUUUGGAAUGGGCGUGGACAAAGCCAAUGUCAGGUUUGUCGCCCACUGGAAUCUGGCCAAGUCUCUGGCCAGCUACUACCAGGAGUCGGGGCGAGCGGGGCGAGACGGCCUUCCCUCCGCCUGCCGCACUUACUACUCUCCCAAAGACAAGGAGCAGAUUCUCUUUCUCAUCAGGCAGGAGGUGUCCCGCCGACAGGAGAAACGCAAGUCCAUCAAGGAGUCUGACAAAUCAGCCAUCACGGACUUCGAGGCCAUGGUUUCUUAUUGUGAGCAGGAAAGCUGCCGUCACACCUCCAUCUCCAAGUAUUUCGGGGACAAGGCGCCAAACUGUGCCGGCGCCUGUGACUUCUGCAGCAACCCCAAAGUGGUGCGGGCCCAGCUGGAGAAGGCGUCGGCACUCAGCACCAGGACUCAGGCCAAAGCGGAUGAGCCCAGCGGCCCGUUUGGGUUCCGUGCCAGCCUCUACGAAGGCGGGAAGAAGGGCUACGGCUUCGAGAGGUACGAUGAGGACGAAGGAGAAGGCCACGGGGAGGAGGACCCUGCCAAGAGGAAGAAGGAGUUUUCUGACCUGUUCAAGAAGCAGAUGAGCCUGCGGAAGGGCAGUGAGCAGCCUCAGGACCACUUCCCUCCUCCAGAUCCCGAUUGUCCGCUCAGAGACGCCUGCAGCCAGAAGAUCCCUCGACUCACUGUGAAGGCCAGGGAGCACUGCCUGCAUCUCCUGCAGGAGGCGCUGUACGGCCACCAGGGGGCGGACAAGUCUCCCAGUGGCGACCGUCUCUCCGCAGCUGUGGAUCUGGAGUACGAGGUCUUCAAGAGCAGCAAAGCUGCCAACUUGUACAAAGCGUCUGUUCUCAAGAAGGUGUCAGAGAUGAAGAAGGCACCUGCAGCAGCAGCAGGUGGAGGAGGAGGAGAGAGGACCGAGUGCCAUGGAGAAGGGUCCAGUGAGGAGCUGCAGGGCUUCAUGUCGGCGGCAGCGCUCUACUCGAUGAAGCCGAGGAGAGUAGGAGUCGGCUCCGGAGCUUCGAACCCCUUCUUGAUUGGCAAAGAUCUGCUGAAGAAGGAGGCGCUCAGCGAGGAGAAGAGCUGCGAGGCCGCCGUCACGUCCAGCAUCAGAGACAAAGCUGCAGCCUCCACCUCGCUGAUCAAGAAACAGCAGAAGCUGGCGGCAGCGGCCAAGGGCACGCGCACCAUCGCUCACUACUUUGGGAAGAGACCAGCUGAGGUGAGGAGGGAAGGUGAGCAGGUGUGUGAGGAGAGGAGCGACAGAGGAACCGAGUCGGAGCUGCUGCUGGUUGGAGCUGAGCAGGAGGCUCAGGAUCCUCAGGGAAGUGCAGAACACGGGGCCAAAGGUGCGGGCGAGCGAGUCGUGUCGCAGCAGGAGUGCGUGGAGGAGGCCCCUCCCCCGGCCAAGAGGAACCGCCGCACAGUGACCUUUAACCCCACGCUGCAGACGCCCGCCAGCUUGAAGGAAGCUGCCGACGUGGUGGUGCGCUACCUUGACCCGUUCUACACUCAAGGGAAGUUUGCCAACAAGGAGCUGUUCAAGGCUUUCGCUCGCUUCCUGUCUCAUCUUCUCGCUGAGGGCAGGAGCCGACCCAAGCCAGAAGUCAAGGCAGAAGCCAAAGCUCUCAUCAAGAAGUUCUUCAGCCAAGUGCAGCGCUGCGAGAGCGAGGCGGACUGGACGCACCUGAGGCUGCUGCACAGCUCCAAGACCAGCCAGAGCAAGCAGUGAGGGGGAGCCCGUAGUCGUGGACUUCAGUUGGAGGCCCUCAGUGGAGGCUCCUGCCUAUUGCUGCUAUUUUCGUUGAACUUUAGUUUUCUAUUUUUGAGAAUUAUUCACCUCUGUGCUUCUCAGGAUGGUCUGCGUGGCGUCCUCUGCUUUGCUGAAUAAAGUAGCUGACGCCUGUUUGUCUUCAUGAAGUGAUGCAUUAUUUCAAUUGUUUUUAUUUAUGUGAAUGGUUUUCAAAUUAAAUGGUGAAAAUAUCUAACUAUAAA
Synchiropus splendidus (mandarinfish) is the source of this 2980-nucleotide messenger RNA. RefSeq names its product RecQ helicase-like 5 (gene recql5). Bases 69 to 2717 code for a protein of 882 amino acids. Lineage: Eukaryota; Metazoa; Chordata; Actinopteri; Syngnathiformes; Callionymidae. Gene Ontology annotation, molecular function: 3'-5' DNA helicase activity; four-way junction helicase activity; ATP binding. Gene Ontology annotation, cellular component: cytoplasm; chromosome. Gene Ontology annotation, biological process: double-strand break repair via homologous recombination. The record is from RefSeq and is a predicted model, not a curated record. The transcript is spliced from 19 exons.